CAUGUCAUCUAUAUAUUACAUGUAGAAUACUGCAGAUGCUCAAAAACAUAUUGAAUAGCGUUUGGUAAUCCAUCAAUGGAGUUUAAUAUGGAUGAUGAGAAUUUGAUUUUUUUACGUCAGAUCAACAAAAUGAAAACUGCUAAGGCAAGGUUUAAUAGAAUGAAGGUCCUCAGCCAGAAGAAGGCAAAGCGGUUGAAGACAGCAAACAAAGAGAAUGGGUGUUUCUUCUCUCCAUCUUCCGUCCAACAAUCUUCGUCGUUCCGAACACUGUUAUCAACCAUAACUAUGAAUACCAUCAACAUUUCAUCAUCAUAUUCACCUAACCCCUUUCAACCAUCUUCUUCAAGAACUCAACCUUCAACUAUUGAGAUGUUAAAUUACCAGAAACCCACCAAAUUUCCUUCAAACAGAUUGGGUGUGAAUUUGACAAACAAAGAGAAUGAGUUUUUCUUCUCUCCAUCUUCCGUCAAACAAUCUUCGUCGUUCCGAACACCGUUAUCAACCAUAACAAUGAAUACCAUCAACAUUUUUGAGUCAUCUUCACCUAACACCUUUCAACCAUCUUCUUCAAGAACUCAACCUUCAACUAUUGAGAUGUUAAAAUACCGGAAACCCACCAUAUUUCCUUCAAAUGGAUUGGGUUUGAAUUUGACAAAAAAAUUUGACAGCACCGUUAGAGGCUCAAAUGAUCAUCCUGAGGUUUAUGCAUCUCCUGUCCCGGACACGGACAAUAACAAUUUAUUUUCGGAUUCAGAUGACAAUAGUACAAAAAGUUUUGAAACGGACUCUGAUAUUGAAUACUUGGAUGAAGGUUAUAACAUCUCUACAGACUUGAAUUCUGCAACGACUUCUUCAAAUGGAUACUACGAUAUAGGAGACGCUAAUGUGGAAUGCCAACAGUGCGGUGCGCAAAUGUGGUAUCUUGAAAGAAAGGAAAAGAAUCGAAAUAGAGCUAUUCCUAAAUUUUCAAUGUGUUAUCGAAAUGGCAAGAUUCAACUUCCAUUUCUAAAGAUGCCACCUAAAUAUUUGCAGCGUCUCUUAUUUGACAGUGAUACGGUUCAGUCUCGAAAUAUCCAGCAAAACAUACGAAUGUAUAACAUGAUGUUUGCAUUCACCUCUCAUGGUACUAAGAUGGAUAACCGUUUUAACAAUGGAAGCGUUCCUCCUACUUUCCGUAUUCAAGGGCAGGCCUGUCAUAGAAUUGGUAGUAUGUUACCCAUGUCGGGACAGACUCCAAAAUUUGCAAAACUCUAUAUUUACGACACUGAACAUGAAAUACAACACAGGAUUAAGGGGAUAAGGUAUUUAUUUGCCAAUGAUUUUUUGUUAUGUUCAUUUUGUGUUUGAGACUUUUUCAUAAUUUUUUGAACUAAUGUU
Messenger RNA from Vicia villosa (hairy vetch), 1377 nucleotides. RefSeq lists its product as uncharacterized. NCBI's taxonomy places the organism in Eukaryota, Viridiplantae, Streptophyta, Magnoliopsida, Fabales, Fabaceae. The transcript has 3 exons. The coding region runs from base 76 to 1347 and encodes 423 amino acids. The record is from RefSeq and is a predicted model, not a curated record.